Molecule: messenger RNA, 378 nt
Organism: Spodoptera exigua (beet armyworm)
Lineage: Eukaryota; Metazoa; Arthropoda; Insecta; Lepidoptera; Noctuidae
Source: the annotation of a GenBank genome assembly
AUGGCAUUUAAUGUGUUAAAGGCAAGGCAGUUGGUGAAUCUAGCAGGAGUAUCCGUCUCCUACUUAAACCACAAUUCCUACUCCGAGCAGAGGCAGAUAAACGGGAUAACAUGUAGUGCCUGCACCUGCAAUCCUGCUCAGACAUCGAUCCUAAUGGGUGCUACCCGUGGUUGGCUCUUUGAGGCGCCUGCGGAACGCAAUACGCGUACCCUCGGGUUAUGUUCUGGUCGGUUGGCAAGCUACCCAGACGACUACGAUGCCCAGAUCGUCUCCGUUAGCUGGGACAUGCGGAUGUACCUACAUGAACGAAAGCCGGGCGCGAGAGAUCACCGGCGGCAAUCAUCUGAACGCCUGCGUCUGGCAGAAGCAAUAUUUUAA